CGCGCUGGCUGAUAAGCACAGGCGGUUGAUCACGAUGAAAUUAUUUUUUUUAGUUGCACGACAGAUAUCGUACAUUCCUCACGUGCCCGAGCGGUUUAAUAUAAUCUUCUUCAUUUGCAAGUUGUAACGAAAAUGAAUAGUGUGGAAUUGGCCAAUAAUAGAAGAAUGGCACGGCAGAAUGGGAUCGUCCAACCUUUACUUACUGAUCUGUACCAAAUCACUAUGGCUUACGCUUACUGGAAGUCCAACAAAGUAAAUGAUGUGGCAGUGUUUGAUUUAUUUUUCCGCACUAAUCCAUUCCAAGGAGAAUUCACCAUAUUUGCUGGACUUGACGAGUGUCUCAAGUUUAUGGACAAUUUCCAUUAUUCUGACAGUGAUAUUGAAUAUUUGAUGGCAACUCUUCCUGAGAAUAUUGAGCCAGAAUUUUUUGCAUAUUUGAGGGAUUUAACAUGCAAGGAUAUCAAGUUGAGUGCCAUUGACGAAGGAUCAGUAGUAUUCCCAAGAGUGCCUCUGUUAAGAGUUGAAGGACCUCUAAUUAUUGCCCAGUUGUUGGAGACGACCUUAUUAACCCUGGUUAACUUUGCAAGCUUGAUGGCAACAAACGCCGCUCGAUAUCGGAUGGUUGCUGGGAAAAACGUUUCUUUAUUGGAAUUCGGACUAAGAAGAGCGCAAGGCCCUGAUGGAGGUCUUUCCGCUUCCAAAUAUGCUUAUAUCGGUGGUUUUGACGGUACCAGCAACGUGCUGGCUGGCAAGAUGUUCAACAUCCCCGUGAAAGGGACGCACGCCCACUCAUUCGUGACGUCAUUCAGCGCUCUGUCCGAGGUCACGUCAGUAGUGCUGCGACACGCAGACUCAGACAAACAGUGCAAUCUGUUAGAUCUCGCCACGGAAUGGCGCAAACGGAUCUCACCGAUCAUGGACGUGUCCACAGAAGAGGCGAGCGACGGUGAACUAGCCGCCCUCAUAUCCUAUGCCCUUGCCUUUCCAUCAGGAUUUCUGGCUUUAGUGGAUACGUAUGAUGUCAAGAGGUAUAACUUUCAAGGCUUACCGUCACGACACAGGCAGCAUAUGAAUGGGCAUUCUGGCUACAAUAGCAACUGUGGAUCCAAUGAUUCUAGAAUACAAAACUCACAUAGUACAUAUGGAUAUAGCACGGUCGAACGCACACUGAGGAGUGGUCUCCUAAACUUUUGUGCCGUGGCACUAGCGCUAAACGAUUGCGGGUACCGCGCGGUCGGUAUCCGCAUAGACAGCGGGGACUUGGCAUACCUAUCCGUGCUGGCCCGGGACACGUUUGCCAAAGUCGGCGAAACGCUCAAGUUGCCAUGGUUCUCCAAGCUGACUAUCGUGGCGUCUAACGAUAUAAACGAGGAUACUAUACUGAGUCUGAAUGAGCAAGGUCACAAAAUCGACUGCUUCGGCAUUGGAACGCAUUUGGUGACUUGUCAACGCCAGCCCGCUCUCGGGUGCGUGUACAAGCUAGUGGAAAUCAAUGGGCAGCCAAGAAUCAAGCUGAGUCAAGAUGUAGGCAAAGUUACUAUUCCGGGUCACAAAGAGGCUUACAGACUGUUCGGAGCCGACGGGCACGCCCUCAUUGACCUUCUCCAACGUUCCUCGGAGCCCCCGCCCGCUGUCGGCCAGAAGGUGCUCUGCCGGCACCCCUUCCAAGAGUCCAAGCGGGCCUACGUCAUACCAAGCAAAGUGGAACACCUUUAUAAGGUGUGCUGGAAGGACGGCCGCAUCUGCCACCCGCUGAAGCCACUGUCGGAGGUGCGCCAACGCGUGCAGUCGUCUCUGCGCACGCUUAGACAGGACAUCAAGCGGAACUUGAACCCCACGCCGUACAAGGUGGCGGUGAGCGACGACCUCUACAACUUCAUCCACGACCUGUGGCUCCAGAACGCGCCGAUCGGGGAGCUCUCCUGAAACUAGCACUUCUUCCCACUCACAAUCACCAAUGUUGCAUGUUUUCUUUCCUAAAAUUACCCAUUCGGUAAGCUAUCUUUGCUUGAUUAUUCGUGCGGCCAUUAGAGCACUAGUAAAAAAAAUUAACCCCUCAACUCAUAUCGUCGCGACAUCUGUAGCUUACCACCAGUGGCCUAUGUCACAACAAU
Messenger RNA from Leguminivora glycinivorella, 2114 nucleotides. RefSeq names its product nicotinate phosphoribosyltransferase (gene Naprt). NCBI's taxonomy places the organism in Eukaryota, Metazoa, Arthropoda, Insecta, Lepidoptera, Tortricidae. Gene Ontology annotation, biological process: NAD+ biosynthetic process. The record is from RefSeq and is a predicted model, not a curated record. The transcript has 11 exons. Gene Ontology annotation, molecular function: nicotinate phosphoribosyltransferase activity. Bases 133 to 1926 code for a protein of 597 amino acids.